Molecule: messenger RNA, 2985 nt
Organism: Aspergillus tubingensis
Lineage: Eukaryota; Fungi; Ascomycota; Eurotiomycetes; Eurotiales; Aspergillaceae
Product: glycoside hydrolase family 35 protein
Exons: 7
Coding region: 1-2985 (994 amino acids)
Biological process (GO): carbohydrate metabolic process
Cellular component (GO): vacuole
Molecular function (GO): beta-galactosidase activity
Source: RefSeq, a predicted model, not a curated record
AUGAAGCUGCAGUUCAUACUCUCGUUCUGGGCCAUCUUGGUGGCCCAAAUCCGGGCAACUACAGAUGGUCUGACAGAUCUGGUCGCCUGGGACCCUUAUAGUCUGACCGUCAAUGGCAAUCGCUUGUUUGUCUAUUCCGGAGAGUUCCAUUAUCCCCGAUUGCCCGUUCCGGAAAUGUGGCUUGAUGUCUUUCAGAAGAUGCGCGCUCAUGGCUUCAACACUGUUAGUCUAUAUUUCUUCUGGGACUAUCACUCUCCAAUCAAUGGGACAUAUGACUUUGAGACCGGAGCACACAAUAUCCAGCGCUUAUUUGACUAUGCCCAAGAGGCCGGAAUCUACAUCAUCGCACGUGCUGGGCCCUACUGCAAUGCUGAAUUCAACGGAGGUGGUCUGGCACUAUACCUGAGCGACGGGAGCGGUGGUAAAUUGCGAACGAGCGAUGCGACAUAUCACCAGGCAUGGACUCCCUGGAUUGAGCGUAUUGGUAAGAUCAUUGCGGAAAAUUCCAUCACAAACGGUGGGCCAGUCAUUCUCAACCAGAUUGAGAAUGAACUUCAGGAGACCACGCAUUCUGCGACCAAUACCUUGGUCGAGUAUAUGGAGCAGAUUGAGGAGGCAUUUCGAGCUGCUGGCGUGGACGUUCCCUUCACUAGCAACGAGAAAGGCCAGCGAUCUCGAAGUUGGUCGACAGACUAUGAGGAUGUGGGUGGUGCGGUCAACGUCUACGGCUUAGACUCGUACCCGGGAGGGCUCAGUUGCACCAACCCUUCCACAGGAUUUUCAGUCGUACGGAACUAUUAUCAAUGGUUCCAAAACACCAGCUACACGCAGCCCGAGUACUUGCCUGAGUUCGAAGGUGGUUGGUUCUCUGCCUGGGGCGCCGACUCUUUCUACGAUCAGUGCACGAGUGAGCUGAGUCCACAAUUUGCGGAUGUGUACUACAAGAACAAUAUUGGUCAGCGAGUCACCCUCCAGAACCUGUACAUGCUGUACGGGGGUACAAACUGGGGCCAUCUAGCUGCACCUGUGGUGUAUACUUCAUACGACUACAGCGCUCCUCUUAGAGAGACUAGACAAAUCAGAGACAAGCUCAGUCAGACGAAGCUCGUUGGUCUGUUCACUCGAGUGUCUUCUGGCUUGCUGGGAGUCGAAAUGGAAGGGAAUGGCACCACUUACACAUCGACCACCUCAGCAUACACAUGGGUGCUUCGGAAUCCCAACACGACCGCCGGUUUCUAUGUCGUGCAGCAGGCUACCACAUCCUCGCAGACAGACAUCACGUUCUCCCUGAAUGUAGAUACUUCUGCGGGCGCGUUCACCUUACCUAAUAUCAAUCUGCAAGGCAGGCAAAGCAAGGUGAUCUCGACUGAUUACCCACUCGGCCAUAACACGCUCUUGUACGUGUCAACCGACAUCGCGACAUACGGCACUUUUGGGGACACUGAUGUUGUCGUGCUCUAUGCACGCUCUGGACAGGAUGUGUCGUUUGCCUUCAAGAACACGACUAAUCUGACCUUCGAGGAAUAUGGUGAUUCGGUGAACAUGACUAGCAGUUCAGGUAAUCGUACUAUUACCUCAUACACUUACACUCAAGGCAGUGGUAGCAGCGUUGUGAAGUUCUCAAAUGGCGCCAUUUUCUAUCUCCUGGAGACGGAGACGGCAUUCCGAUUCUGGGCACCACCUACCACAACAGACCCUUAUGUGACAGCGGAACAGCAGAUAUUAGUGCUGGGCCCAUACCUAGUCCGCAAUGUGAGUAUCUCUGGAAGCGUUGUGGAUUUGGUUGGAGACAAUGACAACGCCACGACCGUGGAAGUAUUCGCUGGGUCUUCCGCAAAGACUGUCAAAUGGAACGGUAAGGAGAUCAAUGUCCAGAAAACAGAUUAUGGGAGCCUUGUGGGAUCGAUCGGUGGCGCCGAUACCAGCACCAUUUCGCUCCCCAGUUUGACCGAAUGGAAAGUUCGCGACUCCUUGCCCGAGACCCAGUCUUCCUAUGAUGACUCCAAGUGGACGGUGUGCAACAAGACUACAACCCUGAGUCCUGUUGACCCACUCAGUCUGCCUGUCUUGUUUGCCUCCGAUUAUGGCUAUUAUACCGGCAUCAAGAUCUAUCGCGGUCGGUUCGAUGGUGCUAACGUGACUGGAGCGAACUUGACUGCGCAAGGAGGUCUGGCCUUUGGUUGGAAUGUCUGGCUGAACGGGGAUCUUGUGGCCUCGCUUCCAGGUGAUGCCGACGAAACGUCGUCUAACACAGUUAUCAGCUUCUCCAACCAUACCUUGAAGCAGACCGAUAAUCUGCUGACAGUCGUGAUCGACUACACCGGACAUGACGAGACGUCUACUGGUGAUGGCGUGGAGAACCCUCGAGGACUUCUCGGAGCAACCCUCAAUGGUGGUUCAUUCACGAGCUGGAAGAUCCAAGGAAACGCUGGAGGUGCCGCUGGAGCAUAUGAGCUUGACCCGGUGAGAGCACCCAUGAACGAAGGUGGCUUGCUCGCCGAGCGUCAAGGUUGGCAUCUUCCAGGAUACAAGGCGAAGUCAUCGGACGGCUGGACGGAUGGAUCCCCGCUCGAUGGACUCAACAAGUCAGGUGUCGCAUUUUAUCUGACCACCUUCACCCUUGACCUCCCCAAGAACUAUGACGUUCCUCUCGGUAUCCAAUUCACCUCACCGUCGACCGUCGACCCGGUGCGCGUCCAGCUCUUCAUCAAUGGAUACCAAUAUGGCAAAUAUGUUCCAUAUCUGGGGCCGCAAACAACGUUUCCCAUCCCACCUGGAAUCAUCAACAACCGCGACAAGAACACCAUUGGCCUCAGCCUGUGGGCGCAGACGGAUGCGGGUGCCAAGUUGGAGAACAUCGAGCUGAUCAGCUAUGGUGCGUAUGAGAGCGGCUUCGAUGCAGGCGAUGGGACGGGCUUCGAUCUUAAUGGAGCUAAAUUGGGGUAUCAGCCUGAGUGGACGGAGGCUCGCGCACAGUAUACCUGA